This is a messenger RNA of Phytomonas sp. EM1, 939 nucleotides long. NCBI's taxonomy places the organism in Eukaryota, Euglenozoa, Kinetoplastea, Trypanosomatida, Trypanosomatidae. The record is from the annotation of a GenBank genome assembly.
AUGCAUAAUACCUAUUCAAGACAAGACGAGGCUCGUCGUGCCUUUGGGGAUGUGGAGCAGUCCAUUUUGGCGCACGGCCGCGUGAUGGAAGCCUUUAAUAUAGAGGUCCGUAAGAACGGCGCGUUACGAAAUCGCGCCGUGGUGCUCGCUGGGAGUGCGGGUGUUUGUGCGAGUGCGAUCUGCUUGGGCUUCGUGCGCGCCGCGCCAUGGCGGUUCGCCCAUUUUUUCACCUUCAGCGAUGCGGGCGGGGCGUUGGGGGCGGGGUCCGUCGCCGCUCAGGCCCUUAAAAUGUUCAUGGUCUCUGCGAUGAUGGGGCUAACCUUGGCCAUCACCGCAACCACCUCGUUUAAGCUCGAGCGGGAUAUUUACGACCUGGAGCUGCGGCGAGAGAUAUGGGAGAUCGAAAACCACCUAAGCGGGGAGCUGCAGGAGAUGAUUUCGAUCUACAAGGCCCAAGGCCUUACGGAGGAGGAGGCCCUCAUCGUGACGAGGAUUUUUGCCAAGGAAAAGGAUCUGUUCGCUAACUUGAUGAUGGUGGAGGAGCUUGGUUACUCGCGUUUGGUACCCCCGAGGAUAUCAGAGGCGACGAUGAACGUGGGUAUUCCGACGGUUGUGGGUUAUGUCUUUGGAUCCUUUGCCCCUAUGUUGUCUUUACUUUUACCGCUUACUCUCGUUCGAAGCAAGGACGGGAUGACGUCUCUGAGAGAAUUGAGGGGCACUCCGGCGGAGCGGGUAAUGUCAUUGGUUCCGCGGCUUCUCCUUAAUUCGAUGGGGGAGAUCACCUUGGCGGCAUGCUGCGCGGUAAUGGGUUCGCUCCACACGGAGGUGUUUUUUGGGGCCUACUCUCACCUUAAGUUAAGAGUGCAACUUAUCGGGAUGAGUCUGGCGGGUGCGGGAGCUGUUUAUGCCUUGAGCUUUCUAACCGCCAAGUGCUUUUGA